Molecule: messenger RNA, 639 nt
Organism: Cannabis sativa
Lineage: Eukaryota; Viridiplantae; Streptophyta; Magnoliopsida; Rosales; Cannabaceae
Exons: 2
Coding region: 1-639 (212 amino acids)
Molecular function (GO): nucleic acid binding; zinc ion binding
Source: RefSeq, a predicted model, not a curated record
AUGAAGCCUUGGGACCCCCAUGAAAAUUUUAAGAAAGAGAAUGUGAAGUGUGUGCCAAUAUGGAUCCAAUUAGAGGAGUUGGAACUGAAAUAUUGGGGUCAAGGAACCCUGUCCAAAAUUGUAAGUCAGGUUGGGAAGAUGGUUAUGCUUGAUUUGGUUACUAGGGAGAGAGAGCGGUUGAGCUAUGCAAGAGUCAUGGUUGAGGUGAUGAUGGAUCAGAAUUUUCCAGAUUUUCUGGAAUUUGAAAAUGAAUUCGGUUCAACUACUACAGUGAAGCUGAAGUAUGAGUGGAAACCAGUGGCCUGUUCUCACUGUUCUGGGUUUGGACACACAGCGGAUGAAUGUAGGAAACACUCUAAUGGGAAGCCACAAUGGGUUAUAAAAAAGGAUAAUAGGAAGAAGGUUGAGACAGAUGAAGAGGGCUUUGUGAAGGUGACUCGAAAUAAGAGUAAAACUGAGCAGAAUGAAUCAAAAGUUACUGGGAAGAAGGGGGCAAGUAUUAGUAACUCUUUUCAGAUUUCGGAGGACAAUGAAGAAAGCUUGAUAGAACAGUUAAUGGAGAAUAAUCAUGAGACAGAGGGGAUUGAUGCUAGAAAGAUCGGUAAGGAGAAUGUCAUGGAGGGACUUGAAGGAUCUUAA